This is a messenger RNA of Chiroxiphia lanceolata (lance-tailed manakin), 1885 nucleotides long. Its product is annotated as shootin-1-like. NCBI's taxonomy places the organism in Eukaryota, Metazoa, Chordata, Aves, Passeriformes, Pipridae. Bases 131 to 1885 code for a protein of 584 amino acids. The record is from RefSeq and is a predicted model, not a curated record. The transcript has 15 exons.
GCCCUGCCAAUCAAUGCUGUGCCAAUGGAGUGCCACCCCAGUGCCAUGCGGUGCCGCGUCGUUUCCACGCCAUGCCAAAGCCGUGCUGUGCCAAUGCAAUACCCUGCCAAGGCCAAGCUAGGCCUAUGGAAUGCUGUGCCAAUGGAAUGCUGUGCCAAUGGAAUGCUGUGCCAAUGGAAUGCUGUGCCAACCCAGUUCCUCAUGCCCGUUUCUCCCCCAGCUGCACCCACUCCUCGACCCGGAGCUGGGCAAUGCCGAGGGGCGGCUGGCACAGCUCGAGGAAGCAUCGCAGGCACUGCUGGCAGAGCUGGAGGCACUGGAGGCGGAGGUGGAGCUGGAGCAGCUGUGCCGGCAGCGAGUCCAGGCCUUUGUGGCACAGGGGCAGCAGGAGAAGGCGCGGCCGAGGCGGCUCAGCCCGCUCGGGGCGGCCCAGGAGGGGACACCCGAGGAGGGGACACCCGAGGAGGGGACACCCGAGGAGAUGCCACCCGAGGGGGUGACCGCGGAGGAGGACCCCGACCCUGCCCCGCGCUCCGGGCAGCAGCUCCCAGAGCUGCAGGAACGGCUCUCCCGGCUCCUGGAGCAGCAGGAGGAGCUCACGGGGCAGGUCCAGGAGCUGCAGAGGCAGAACCAGCACCUGCAGGCCCAGCUGGAGCUGGAGCAGGAGGAGCGGCAGCGCCUGCGGGCGGCCCUGGGCACCAGCCAGCGGGCACUCGGGUCCUUCAAGAGAGUGUCCCAGAUCGUCACCCAGGAUUACUGGGAGGCGCUGGAGCAGCUGGAGCUGGAGCAGGACCUGCGGCUCCACGCCGAAGCCUUCGCCCACGAGAUGCUGGUGCAGCAGAAGGAGGCGAACAGGCAGAGCUCGAUCCUGCUGCGGGACGGGCCCGAGGCCCGGGUGGGGGCCGCGCUGCAGGAGCUGGGGCGGCUCAGCCGGGAGCUGGAGGAGACCAGGAGGGAGCAGCGGCAGCGGGUGGAGGAGCUGGAGGAGCAGCUGCGGACGCGGCCGGAGCCGGAGGAGCUGGAUCGGGCCCGGGAAGCUCUGGUGGAGGCGGAGGAGGAGAAGCUGGAGCUGAGGAGGAGGCUGGAGGAGGCUGAGGGGCGGCUGGGGGGGCUGGAGGAGGAAGUGGGAUCCCUGCGGGAGAAGCUGGCCCGGGACCCUCCGCCACAGCACCGGACCCCCGAGCCCCCGCCGCCCCCACCGCUGCCACCGCCGGGCCCCGCUGUCCCCGUGGACCCCCUCGCCGCCAUCAGGCUGAGGAAGGGGGUGGCAAAGCGGCAGCACAGUAACCUAAAAGCCCAGGAUGUCAGAGCCCAGGAUGUCAGAGCCCAGGAUGUCAGAGCUCGGGCCGUGCAGGAGAUGAUGGAGCGGAUCAGGAGCGGGGUGGUCCUGCGGCCAGCCAAGGACAGGGCACACCUGGGCCAGGAGCCGGUGGCCGGGAAGAGGAGGAGCGCGGUGCUGGAGCUGCAGGGAAUCCUGGGUGCCAUGAGGAGGCCGAGCCGGAGGUGCAGCGGGCGCCGGGGCAGCGCCAAGGGCCGGGACCGGCAGCUGGAAUCCAUCCUGCAGCGGCGGCGCCGGGCCGUGGAUGCAUCCGCGGGCACCUCCACGGGCACUUCCACGGGCACCUCCAAGGACACCUCCGUGGGCACCCGCAGCCCCCCCGCCCAGGAGCAGGCCGGGGCUGUGAGCGGUCCAGAGCCCGGGAACACGGGCACGGCCCCAGCCGGGUGUCCCCCGGAGGGCAGGGACGGGGACAGGGGCCCGUUCAGGCCCCGGGUGGGUGGUGGCCUCCCCAGGACACGUCCCCCGAGCCGCCGGGCCGGAGGCAGCGGGAGCCCCGGGCAGGAGCAGCAGCAGGGCACUUCCCACCCUCCCGGGCUUCAAUGA